AUGCCGGAUCCCAUUGUGUCGCAUGGCCGUGGCGGUCAGGGAAAUAUUGGCGAAGACCCUACGCCUUACGCCGAUGGUGAAAUCGUCCGCGAGGGUCCUACUGGUCAAUCCAGCGAUGGCGCUUUCUCUACUGGCCGCGGCGGUGAAGGCAACAUCGGCUCGCCCGGGAUCAAAGCGACGCACAGGAAUGACAUUGAAGCUAUCCCGGAAACGGCCAUCCGAACCUCUGAAGGGGAUGAAAGUUAUCACGUCGGUCGAGGUGGUGAGGGCAAUAUCCACCGACCGAGCAACGCCCCGACCCAUGAUGGUCUGGCCGAUAAGCUUAAGUAUAAGCUUUUCGGGAAAAAACACCACACAGAGGGCGGCUCAAGCACCUGA
Messenger RNA from Xylona heveae TC161, 378 nucleotides. RefSeq lists its product as hypothetical. The transcript has 5 exons. The record is from RefSeq and is a predicted model, not a curated record. Lineage: Eukaryota; Fungi; Ascomycota; Xylonomycetes; Xylonales; Xylonaceae. Bases 1 to 378 code for a protein of 125 amino acids.